GGGGCACCCCCGGUCCCGCGGCCGCGCCGCGCCGCGCCGCCCCGCCCCGCCCUGCUGCAUUGUGGUCCGGCGGAGGGGAGCGAAGAUGGCAGAGAAGCAGAAGCACGACGGGCGCGUGAAGAUCGGGCACUACGUGCUGGGCGACACGCUGGGCGUCGGCACCUUCGGCAAAGUCAAGAUUGGAGAACACCAGCUGACGGGGCAUAAAGUAGCGGUAAAAAUUUUAAACAGACAGAAAAUUCGCAGCUUGGAUGUGGUUGGGAAAAUCAAAAGAGAAAUUCAAAAUCUAAAACUCUUCCGGCACCCUCAUAUUAUCAAACUGUACCAGGUUAUCAGCACUCCAACUGAUUUUUUCAUGGUAAUGGAAUAUGUAUCUGGUGGCGAAUUAUUUGAUUACAUCUGUAAGCAUGGACGUGUCGAAGAGGCAGAAGCUAGACGCCUUUUCCAGCAGAUUCUCUCUGCAGUGGAUUACUGUCACAGGCAUAUGGUUGUCCACAGAGACCUGAAACCAGAGAAUGUGCUGCUAGAUGCACACAUGAAUGCCAAGAUAGCUGAUUUUGGGUUGUCUAACAUGAUGUCGGACGGGGAAUUUCUUCGAACGAGUUGUGGUUCCCCAAACUAUGCAGCUCCUGAAGUCAUUUCUGGAAGGUUGUACGCUGGCCCUGAGGUGGAUAUCUGGAGCUGCGGCGUGAUUCUCUAUGCUCUUCUCUGCGGCACUCUCCCAUUUGAUGAUGAACACGUACCCACGCUCUUUAAGAAGAUCCGUGGAGGCGUAUUUUACAUCCCCGAAUACCUCAACCGGUCCGUUGCCACUCUCCUCAUGCACAUGCUGCAGGUCGACCCGCUUAAACGAGCAACUAUCAAGGACAUAAGAGAACACGAGUGGUUUAAACAAGAGUUGCCCACUUACCUGUUUCCGGAGGACCCUUCCUACGAUGCCAACGUCAUCGAUGACGAGGCGGUGCGGGAAGUGUGUGAGAAGUUUGAAUGCACAGAGUCGGAGGUGAUGAACAGCUUGUAUAGCGGUGACCCACAAGACCAGCUUGCCGUAGCUUACCACCUCGUUAUCGACAAUCGGAGAAUCAUGAACCAAGCCAGUGAGUUCUACCUCGCCUCCAGCCCCCCCACUGGCUCAUUUAUGGAUGACAGUACUAUGCACAUCCCACCUGGGGUGAAACCACACCCAGAGCGGAUGCCUCCUCUAAUAGCAGACAGUCCCAAAGCAAGGUGUCCUUUGGAUGCUCUGAAUACUACUAAGCCAAAACCUCUGACUGUGAAAAAGGCCAAGUGGCAUCUAGGAAUCCGCAGUCAAAGCAAACCUUAUGACAUUAUGGCCGAAGUGUACCGAGCUAUGAAACAGCUGGAUUUCGAAUGGAAGGUGGUGAACUCCUAUCAUCUUCGAGUGCGUCGGAAGAAUCCAGUAACUGGAAAUUAUGUGAAAAUGAGUUUACAGCUUUACCAAGUUGACAAUCGAAGCUAUCUCUUGGACUUUAAAAGCAUCGAUGAUGAUGUCAUGGAGCAGAGGUCAGGCUCAUCCACACCCCAGCGCUCUUGCUCCGCGGCUGGCUUGCACAGACCAAGACUGAGUAUUGAUUCUGCUGCUGCUGAAUGCCAGUCACUUACUGGAUCCCUGACUGGUUCCUUGACUGGGAGCAUAUCCUCCGUUACUCCACGCCUGGGGAGCCACACCAUGGAUUUUUUUGAAAUGUGUGCCAGUCUCAUUAUGGCAUUAGCUCGCUGACAAGCAGCACCGAGUCACCGGUCCCUCCUCAUGCAAUGCUGCACUGUGAGACUUUGGUCCUAUAUCACGUAUUUGUUUCCUUUUUCCUCCCACCUUCCCCCUCGUUUUUUGCUCUUUGGUCCCAUCCUGGGAAUCGUGUGCAUUGCUGUGCAAACUCUUCAGGAUCCGACUACUCCCUUGCAAAGGAUCUGGUUGCCCGUACAGCGCAGUAAGGGAACUAGAAACAGGUUUGUGUUGCUUACUACAUUCUGGUGGGAUAAAGAGAACCAGACAGCUUUUACCAGUGAACACGAUCAGGAAACUUGGCCGUGGUUUUAAAAUAGUAAGUGCAUCACUAAGCUUAUCGGUAAACAACCCUCUCUGAAAUGUUACCCCUAUUUAAAAGCAAAGUUGGCUAAGCAUCGGUGUCUUUAACACCAGCGCUGCUAAGUGAGAUUUUUAUUGUAUCCCUGUUGCUAUUCAAGGGGGGGAAUCCCAUGGAUGAACCAGGUCAGACGUAUAGACAAGUUAAACAGAUUCUGGGCAUAAUAAAACAGCGUGGCAGUAUUUACAAACUGGUGCCAGUAAGGCUCUAAGAGAGAGUUGCCAGCAGGCCUCUGUUAUCACCUCCCUCAUAAAAACCAGCAGUUGCUUAGAUGCUUCUGUGAUCUUGAAGCAUGUCAACCUGCUUCAUGUGUCAGGUGGUGGGAGUACGGGACUGCAUGCCAGGCAUGGCUCACAUUGCAGGCAUGCUACAGAAACAAAGUGAGACUCUAGAUUAAGAGCGAGACACACAUUUCCCCAUUAUAGUUCCCCUACUUACCUCUUUUUCAGGCUUAGCUAGCUCUUUUGGACCUGUUGGACCGUCCUGGCCUCCUCGUCCCCUGUCAGUGGUCGAGGCUGCUUGCUGUUUUGCACCACCUGCACCCUGAACCUGCUCUUGCUCACAGUUGGGCACCUGUAAACAGCUUCAGGCCCACGUAUCUGCAUGGAAACACAAAUCAAAAACCCAUUCACUCCCCGGAAACAGAGGUCUGUGCCAAACUUACUACUGGUCCCUGGGAAACAUCUGAGUAGUGACGACUGCUCACUAAUUUCUCCUUCAGGGUAUCUUCCAUAUCCCUAGUAGUAGAGGUGGGCAUGAGACAGAGAGUAGCCUCUACCUGAGCUGGUUUGGAUGAAGACAGAUAUUUAUGGAGCAGGGUUUUGAAGUUAUGCAAGAAAGCGUGGGAGAGGGGCUGCUGGAAGGAAAGAGGCAAGGGGUCGAUGGCAGGAGCACUGGAAAACAGUGGGAGCAAGGUACUAUUGGAGACAAAGAACCCGUUGCUUACUGUUAGCUUCCCAGGUAGAGCUCCGCUUGCUUUCAGCCAGCUUGCUUUUUAGCUCGAACUUGUUUCCUGUGGUCUAACACCCACCUGCAAUCCGUCAGGUAGCCAACCACAGAAAUACACCCCAGGUGCUAUUCCCUGCUCCCCUCCCCCAGUACAGGCAUGCACAUCACCACCGCACAGCAUGCCAGGACUCCUCGCUGGCCUGCAAGCAGGGAGGUGGGACAGAAGUACCACCUGAACCCUCAGGUGCUGUGUGUGCCAAGUGUGCAUCAGCCAAGAUACAUGGCACAGCUUUGUGACAUGGGUAGUGGGGAUGGUAAUUUCCCUCUCCAAAAUACACGGGUGCUUGAAAGGUCAAAGGGUUCAAGAUGAUCUUUCAUGUCCAUGCAGAAGGUCCCUUCUUCCUACUUUAUCCCUGCCCCAAAAUAGCUGCCCUUUUUACCUUUCUGGUCCUACUUUGUAUAGGGUACCAUUUCAUUGUAGUCAGCAGUUAAGUUUGAAAGUAGGGUUUCAGGCCUAAGGGCUUUCAUGUACUUCUGAUGCUUAAUAGACUGUGACCUUCAUUGCUCUACUGAUAAGGCAGGGAUAUCUUAUGGUUUUAUUGUUUCCUUACUACUGGUUAUCUGAAGGAUUGGAUUGUGGUUUUUUUUUUUAACAAACUAUAGGGAUUUUUAAGGUUAAAAUUCUUGUUUCAACAAGGGUAAACUGCUCAUGCAUGGACCUUUUGUGUAAUUAAAAAAAAACACACUUCAGCUUAAUAUAAUGGGUAGCACUGGCAUUGCUAUAGUAUUUAAUUCUCCUCACCUGACUACAGAACUAAUCAUGUCAAGAAACAGCUGCUGCUUAAAAAAUGUUGCCAGAAAUCUUGACUGUUUAUCACAAAAAACAAAACAGGAGGAUUUUGGCAAGGUCGGUGCCUGCCCAUUAAGGAAGAAACAUGGUUCAACUUUUAAACGUAUUAUAAACUUGUUUAUACAGUUCUUUUGCUAAAUUAUUUUUCUUGUUUUGUAAAGUUGCACUUUAAUUUAUAUUAUUUGAAAGUUUCUAUAAGAUGCAAGGAAAAGAAUGAUACAAUAGGCCUUUAUAUAAAUCGUGUUAGAUAAUGAAGGCAAACCAGAUAUUUUGCCACCUGCUGGCAGUUAAAAAGACGUUGUCAACAUAUAAUGUUGGUAUUAUUAUUAUUUUUUUUUAAAGAAAGCACAAAUUGCCUUACUUUUGUUACUGAUCGCAUCUUAGAGUGACACUGGCAUAACUUUACACCUUUUUUUCCACAAACCACAUUUAGACAGUGAGAGCAGCAGAGCAAGCUGCAGAAACCAUUUCACUGUUCAAGUGUUAGUUAGAGUUUUGAAUAGUAGGACAAUUAUUUUUUUUUUAAAGGAAACAUUGGGAAUAUUUGUAGUACGCUUAGAUUUUGUAACACGCAAUUUUUUUAAAUUGAAUUAAAAAAGUGCUCUGGGAUGGAAGGGUCUCCAAGGCUUUGAACUGGUGUCUGGCAGGUGCAUUAUUUUACAGUCACUUGGCAGCCAUGCAAGGCCAUGGAGAAUCCGCCCCUCCAAGCUCUUUUGUGAAGAUUUAGGGCCAAAUUAGACUUCCUUCUAGUCUUUCUACAAUCUUGGCUGGUUUAUUAGGAGUCUCCUUUCAGUGGCACAUUCAUUUUUAAAACAAGACGUAACACAACCUUUUUCUAAUAGAACUAUGAGGCAGAUCCUGUACGUCAGGUCUCUGCACGCCUGUGUGUGCACCCACAGAAAAAAGAAGCUAGGUCCAGGGUUCGGGUCCGGAGAGGUUUGGAGGGGGGACGGUGGUGUGGGAUAGCAGGAAAUGGGACAAGAAGGUUUGGUCUUUGGUUCAGUCCUUGGACUUGUACUCUUCAAUAUCUUCAUCACUGACUUGGAUGUGGGUGUGAAGUGUACUCGGUCCAAGUUUGCGGACGAUACUAAAUGGUGGGGUGAAGUGCAUACUCUAGAGAGCAGGGAAUGAUUGCAGGCAGACCUGGACAGGUUGGGACAGUGGGCAGUAUAUAGUAGGAUGCAGUACAACAGGACAAGUGCAGAGUGCUGCACCUAGGGCGCAAAAAUACCCAGCACACCUACUGGCUGGGAAGUGACCCUCUCAGCAGCACAGAAGCAGAAAGAGAUCUCGGAGUCAUAGUGGACUCCAAGAUGAACAAGUCGUCAGUCUGACGAAAUCAUCAGCAAAGCUAACUGCACUUUAUUAUGCAUCAGCAGAUGCAAAACAAAUAGAUCCAAGGAGGUCAUGCUUCCCCUCUACGUUAGACCGCAGUUGGAGUACUGUGUCCAGUUCUAGGUGCCGUACUUCAAGAAGGAUGUUGAUAGAUUCAAGAGGGUCCAGAGGAGGCCACUUGUAUGGUCAGGGGCUUAUAGGCCAAGCCGUACAAGGAGAGACUGGGGGACCUGGACCUCUUUAGCCUCUACAAGAGAAGGCUGAGAGGUGAUCUUGUGGUCGCCUACAAAUUCAUUAGGAGGAUGCAGCAAGGGAUUGGAGAUGCUCUGUUCACCAGGGCGCCUCUUGGGGUAACAAGGAACAACGGUCACAAGCUGACAGCAGAUUUAGGCUGGAUAGCAGGAAAAACUUCUUCACGGUAAGGGUGGCCAAAAUUUGGAAUGGGCUUCCAAGGGAGGUGAUGCUCUCCCCUCUCUUGGGGGUUUUUAAGGCUGGAUAGGCAUCUAGCUGGGGUCAUCUAAACCCAGCGCUCUUUCCUGCCUAUGCAGGGGGUUAGACUCAAUGAUCUGUUGAGGUCCCUUCUGACCCUAGCAUCUAUGAAUCUAUAAGGUGCAGCUGCUUGCCACUGGAGGAAGACUCUUUGGACAGGGUAGCUGGAGCAUUUCAAGAGGUGCACCGAUUCUGUAUGGUUACUUGGCCCCUGUUAUUAGAGCACUGGGGACCCCAAUCUUUAAUAUACUUUGUUACGAGGUCAAACAGAGCUGCUGUUCCUAGGUUACAGACUUGCUUAAAAGUCAGAAAAAAGUCUUGAAGAAUUGAGCUGUAUGCUCCCAGCACUUGGGAUAGUGUCCUAAAGAACAGACCAUCUGUUUGCAUACCUUGGGGCAGUCUAGAGCACACUGUCUGGUAGGUUGGUGUAGUAAAAGGGAGAGUGCUGGGGGAGGAAAGAAGUCAGGAGAACAGACCGUAGCGUAAAGUAGAUUGCUAAAGAGGUGUCUACACAGCCACCACAGCAGGAUAACAAGGAUACCUGAGGUGGCUUAGCACUAAAUUGUGUAGGUGCCAGCAGGAAUCUGGCCACAGCAUCAUAAAACACAACUGAAAAGCCAGAUAAACUAACACACUCUGAGCUCCAUGCUCUCAGUUCCUGAGCUAGCAUCAGGUAUCUCUGUAUUACGCUGAAGCCUUAGCCUUUUAAAGCGGGAGAAGUGGAAAGCUGGGCAUUGAAAUGAUCACAGAUUUCCUCCUGGAAACUAGAAGCAACAACAAAGUUUUACGGGCCGCCAGAAGCACAGGAAGGUUAAAAGACUUCCGAGUUAAUGCUAACCUUUGAGUUACUGCCCGUAGUUUGAUGCCUUAGGGCUGAUAAAUCUGUAAACGGUAUACUUUUCAGUGCCUGAGUUCCCAUGCCCUUAUUAUUACAUGCAUUUGAAAUGCAAAAGAACAUUUAAUCAUAUCUGACCCCAAAGAGCAGACUACCAUCCUGCCAGGUUUAUGCAGUCCGUGAAGUUGAGAAAACCUUUAGGAAUUAGGUUAAUGUCAUAAGCACUUUAAUAUACGGUCUUGUUGCUUCUAACAGUGCAUUUGUUCGUGUGAGCAUUUCUUACAAAGCAAUUAAUUCCUUCCAAGAAGCAUGAGCUCCCUGAGGAAGAUAGGCUCCCAUCCUCAAGGCAGGUGCAAUUUCUGGGCUGCCAGGCAAGACUUAGCAGUUGCAUCUUUUUGGUGCGGUGCAAAACAUUAGCAAAGUGAACGAAUCCAUGCAACUGUGUCGACUGUGGAGACUGGACAGUCACCUCGCUGGGGUCACUUGACCCCAGUUGUCUUCCUGCCUAGAGCUGGGCGGGGGGCUGGACCCGAUGAUCUGCAAGGUCCUUUCCAGCCCCUAACAAUGUAUGAAUCUAUGACUUGGUAAGGAGACAGAAUUAAAAACUGUUUAGAGUCCUUGUGCUGCAUUUCACCAUCUGUAAAAUUACUCUAUUUCAGUCAACGGACAGCAUAGAAGCAAACAGAGAGCAACCCGAGUGCUCAGGACCCUCAGUUCCUAUAUCCAGUUCCCUAGGCAACACAUCCCCUACCAGACUGGUAGUACUUCCAACAAUAGGCUUUCCCAAAUGGGCUGCAUUUUCUGGCAUCUUUAGGAAUUGUACCCGUUCCUUCUGUUCACAUGGGCCAGGGUUCUGGUUCUAAUUGCCCAGAAGCUACUUUACUCCACUUAUAGUUUCUAAUUGCCAUCACAUCUGUAGUCAGUGUCUUGUGAAGAGCCACCCACGGUCACUUGGAUAAGUAGGGUAGAUCCAUUUGGAUUCUACAGAUGUGAACUGCUCAACUUGCAGGUUUUCAGUGGAUUACUCUGUUUGGAGAAGUCACAGGUUUACCAGAUGUCAGAAGACAGUUCUGACAAUGCCGCACAUCUUGGACCUGCAGGAUGGUGCAAAGAUGCAACUUAAUGGGGGGUGUAGAGAUUUAUUCAGUUAUCUGAUCUGGGAACUAUCCAGCCAUAAGAUCAUAUGGUUUAGGUCACUGUGGGUAUGUCUACAUGAGAUGGUUACUGCUGUUGACUAAUUAGCCCCUCAUUAAGUUUUGCAUGUCUACAUGUGUGCCCCUAUUAGGCUGGAAUAAACUAAUUGACUCCACAUCAGGGUAGUACUUGUAAAUACAAAUACUAUUCUGCGGUGGAGUUUUUUUUACUCCACAGCAUUGCAUGUGUAGACAUUGUCCCAGCUGUCUGGGGCACAAGAGUGUUUCAGGCCGGAGGCCACCUGCCAGCUAGCCCUGCACUGAAACACCCUCGUGCCCCAGCCAACCCCUCUUCAGCACAUUGAGCCGAGGGUGCCCUGCCAGCUGGGGCUGCUCUGACCUGGCUCAACAUGCUGUGGUCCCAAGCGAUUGUUCAGACGGUGCACCCAGAAGCAAUAAACUCUGGAGUUUAUUGCUUCUCUUUAAUUGCACUUUUAGACAUGCCCUGUUUCUUUCUUAGUAGGUCCCAUCUACCCUCACCCCUCUCUGCUGCUUCCUUAAGGAAUGCCUUUCCCUAAUAUUUCAGUCAUGUUUCAUCAGGGAGACAGAUCAGAGUAUCAGCACUUCCCAUCAAGAAGGUCCAGUGCACAGUCCUGACGUGAGACUAAGCUAAAGCAAAAGUGGCAAUGUUUAUGCAAACUCUUCCAGGCACAUAGGGCCAGUGUGUUGCCUAGACCCUACCAGUCUGCCAGCUCAUUCAUACAAUGCUUCCCCAUCCUCAUCAGCUAUCCUACAGGAGAAGAGGGACCCUUAAAAAGGCCAGUACCCUUUUCCCCAGCAGUGCAACAAAGGCCUCUUACUUUUGAGGUUAGAGGGGUGUAUUUGCUAGACUCCAAAGGUGAACUAAAGAUUUAAGAAGGUAUGAUACACAGGUCAUAGGGUAACCCCCAACCUAUUAACCCUACAAAAAGUGUCCAUUAGGACAAAGGAUAUAAACACUUGUAAGAACUGAAGCAACUGGUUAAAUUACCAUUGCAUUUUUAUUUUGAUCGUGCCAUCUUCUAAAUCAGAACAGGCUAUCCAAGCCAGAUCUUAUCCUAAGCAAGUCCUGCUCAGCUUACAAUACUUGGUCAUCACUGGGCUACUUUAUACAUCUAUUCAGGAGGAAAACAGACCCAUACACCACGCACACAAAAUGAAAUUGUGCCUUCUACGUGUUAAAACUGCUGAAAGUCGUAAGUUCGUUUCACUAGGUCUGCAAAUAGUGCAUUUUACUCAGAUUCAUACUGAUGAGAAAUGUAUAGAUCCUUUCUAAAUACUUGAAGUGCAUUUGUUACGUGCUUGUUUUGCUUCAUCCUGUUCAGUUAUCAGGGGAUGGGAAUUUUACAUCCAUCUCUGUCGAUCGUCCAAAAAACCCUGUGAGAUUCUUUAAUUUUGGACUUGUAUCUUAGUAGGCUACACAUCAUUGAAACUGCACCAGCCAACCUACUGCUUUCACCCUUUUCCAAAAGCAAGUCGUGUUUUUAAUAUUUUCUCUUAAACUACAUGCAGUGCUUUCCUGGUUUUGGUUCUUCCUUCACAUAUACACAUUUUGGUAAUUUUAUUUUUUUAAAGAGCACUCCUCUUUUUUUAUCUUUCAGUGGCUAUAUUAUGCACAGAUUUAACAUGGGCUAUACCUUGGCUCAGUAAGAAGUCCCACCCCACGUGCAAUCAUGCUUGAAGUCUUCAUGGUCUUGGUAUCAGUCCGAAAUCAGCCAGCUUAAAUACAGUGUUGUGGUGGAAUACUGACUUUUCACAAAUUAUGAAACGGAUAUUAAAUGCAAUUGUCUAUGCGUUUAAUGCACAUCUUCACCACGUUUAACCAGGAGAACAGGUCAGCUGAUCAGCGAUCCCAGUGUUAAGCAUGAAUAAAUCUAACUAGAAGAGAGGUGGAAAGUACAGUGUAUUCUGAACAAAAGCCUUGAAACUCCUGCUGAAGCUGCCUUAAUUUAUCAGAACUUAUGUAUAAGACUGUUUCUUCUUAUCUGUAUCUUUCCUAAGUUUUUAAAAUAGUUUCUUUACCCUCAUCUCACAAAGCUGUGAAGUAGGUACUGUAAACAUGGUAAUAUUUAUUCUUGUUGCUGGGAGCAUGUUCAUGCACUCUGUAUCAUGUUCUACUUGUGUGUUUUGUAAUCUUAAGAUAUUUUCUUUCUUUCGAGUGCAAAGCAAAACUGAAUGACAUGACAGCUGUAGCGCCCACCUCAAUUUGGGCAGGAAAACCCCCCUAAUCUCCAGUUAAUCCCCAAGGGUCAAUACAACCAGUGUGUUGCAAUUCCUUGUUCAAGUUUUUUUUUUUUUUUUUUUUAAAAGAAAGUUGCUUAUGAUUUUCUCUGGUUACGAUAUUUUGCCUGCCACUAUUAAAAAGCUCUGGAUAUAAUUUCAUUUUUUUUUAAAGAAAAACAAGGUCUGUAAAAAGGGUACAUGGGUUUGGGAAUUUCACUUUUUGUUAACAGAAGGGCCAGGAAAGAAAAGAUGCUUUUUAUUAUUAUUCUUAUUAUUAAUGAUGAUUACACUACUUUUAAAAUAAUAGCUGUUGUGAAAGGGCAGAAGCCCGAGUUUCAGUUUUGUUCUUUGUGCAAGUAACCGAGCGUUAGGAGUCACAAAGAAGCCUUUUACCUUCCAUUUAUGGUGUGGAAAGUGUUUCUCUGUGUACCGCACUGCAUGUGAUAGCUGUCUCCAUGGCUGACAUUUGCACUUUAAUAAACUCAGAGAUGGAAAAAAGAGACAAUAGCAACAAAGCCUUAAAAUAUAUAUUGAAAUUAAAGGCCUCAGCGCUGCUGAAA
Messenger RNA from Alligator mississippiensis (American alligator), 10517 nucleotides. It is a transcript of the gene PRKAA2, whose product is annotated as protein kinase AMP-activated catalytic subunit alpha 2. Gene Ontology annotation, cellular component: cytoplasm. The record is from RefSeq and is a predicted model, not a curated record. The transcript has 9 exons. Gene Ontology annotation, biological process: protein phosphorylation; intracellular signal transduction. Bases 86 to 1741 code for a protein of 551 amino acids. Gene Ontology annotation, molecular function: AMP-activated protein kinase activity; ATP binding. NCBI's taxonomy places the organism in Eukaryota, Metazoa, Chordata, Crocodylia, Alligatoridae.